GGAGGUGACCAGUCCUGCCCCGGGGCAUGUGAGGGGCUGCAGGGUUCAAUGGCAGACAAACGCCGUUUCCUGGGAUGACAUUCCAGAAAGAUCACAGACGAGGAGAACCUUGGGAAGUGUCGGAAUCCCCCAUUGUUUAUUUAUAAUUUUUGGGGUUGUCUACCUGCUCGUCGCGGUCUCGACACAGCGUUCUCCGUCUGGGAGAAAGUUAAGCGAGGGCCAUCCCUGCGGGUUUACCUGCUUUUGCUUGAUGAUACGUUUACAAGGCCAGUUUGUGUUCGCCAAGCCCGUAAAUGGUGUAGCCCCAGUAGUGCCGUUUGGCUUUGCCUCUUUGCUUCAAGUGACAGCGUUAGAGCAGGUGUUGCAAAAGCGCUGAGGCUGCCAUUUUCAGACAUUUUAAAACCUGUUUACUAUGUGUCACCCAGCAGUUCUGAGUUCACUUCUUGUAUCUCACAGGUGCUUCAUGUCACCACGCAGGGCACCUGGGCUUAUUUACGCGUUCAGUGGAGAGUAUUUUACUUAGAGUAUAUUCCUCCUUGGGCUUGACGAGGGGGAAGAGGCAGCUCCCCUCCCCCCGGCCCUGUAUAUCCUGCGCUAGAGUUUGCGGCUUACCGUUUGGAUUGGAUAUACCAUUCUAUAGUUUUAAUAUUCAAAAAGCAUUUCUACAUGUGGCUUAGCAUUUAGGAAAAUCAUAAACAUAGGUGACUUUCCUGUGAUUGUUGUGCAAAACCAAAGAAACCUUUUUUCCUAAUUUAAGCUGUAUGAAUUUCUUUUUGCUUUUAUGUGAAAGUAUUUUAACAGAAUAAUAACUUCCUUAGUCAUAGAAACCUGAAAAGCUCAACUUACAGUAAUACCUUAUUGUGACCCUAAUAUUAAUUUGUGUUGGAGAGUAUGACUAAGCAUACAGUUUUAUCACUAAUUAAUGACUUAAGGAGCCCCGGUGGUGCAGUGGUUAAGAGCUCAGCUGCUAACUAAAAGGUCAGCAAUUUGAAUCCACCACCCACUCCUUGGAGACCCUAUGGGCAGUUCUACUCUGUCCUGUGGUGUGGCUCUGAGUCAGAAUUGACUCCACGGCAACGGGCUAAAUGACUUACACUAGGGAGAUUCCACAAGAUGUGGAGAGAACCAAAGUUUGAGAAGCAGAAAGACCCAGUCUGACAACUGCAGAGUAGCCCGGCUGCCACACUGCACGGUGGGACACUGGACACAGUAAUUCGCCUUGUUCCGUAGACAUGUCUCAACGAGAUCCUGGAGUCAGCGGAUGCGCCGUUGGAAGCCACUGAAGGAUUCAUCCAGUCCAUCUCCCUGUCGGUCCCGUGGGGCUCCUUGUUGCAGGACAACUGCGCCCUGGAAGUGAGAGGCUUAGAAAUGGUCUUCCGACCUAGACCUCGCCUAGCAUCUGGUUCUGAGCCUAUGUACUGGUCAAGUUUUAUGACCAGCAGUAUGCAAUUGGCAAAGGAGUGUCUUAGCCAGAAACUAACAGAUGAGCAAGGAGAAGGAACCCAGCCUUUUGAAGGACUUGAAAAGUUUGCUGAAACCAUUGAAACAGUACUAAGAAGAGUAGAAGUCACUUUUAUAGACACUGUUUUGAGAAUUGAACACAUACCAGAAAAUUCCAAAACUGGAACCGCACUUGAAAUUCGGGUGGAAAGAACCGCGUACUGCGAUGAAGCUGCUGACGACGCCUCAGGUGUCAACGUGCACCAGCCCACAGCUUUUGCUCACAAGUUACUUCAGCUCUCUGGGGUGGCUCUCUUCUGGGAUGAGUUUCCUGCAUCAGCUAAAUCUUCCCCAGUGUGUUCAACUGCACCCGUGGAAACUGAGCCAAAGCUGUCGCCUAGCUGGAACCCUAAAAUUGUUUAUGAGCCACACCCACAACUAACUAGAAAUUUACCAGAGGUAGCACCAUCUGACCCUGUGCAGAUUGGAGGGUUAAUGGGUAGGCUGGAGUUAAGUCUCACGCUGAAACAGAAUGAAGUACUUCCUGGAGCAAAGUUGGAUGUUGAUGGACGGAUAGACUCUAUUCACCUAUUCCUGUCGCCAAGACAGGUACACUUGCUUUUGGACUUGCUAGCAGCCAUUGCUGGACCAGAAAACUCUAGCAAGAUAGGAUUGUCUAACAAAGACAGAAAAAGUCGACCCAUGCAGCAAGAAGACGAGUAUCGAGUUCAGAUGGAGUUAAACCGGUAUUAUUUGAGAAAAGACUCCCUCUCUGUGGGUGUGUCCUCAGAGCAAAGCUUUUAUGAGACAGAAGCAGCUCGUACACCUUCUAGCCGUGAAGAAGAGGUUUUCUUCUCCAUGGCUGACAUGGACAUGUCCCACAGUCUCUCCUCUCUUCCACCCCUUGGAGACCCCCCACAUAUGGACCUUGAGCUGUCAUUAACCAGUACAUAUACCAACACCCCAGCAGGAUCGCCACUGAGUGCUACUGUGCUUCAGCCAGCUUGGGGAGAUUUCCUUGAUCACCAUAAAGAACAGCCAGCAAGAGGGUCACCAUUUCCACCCAACCUGGUUCACCCAGCCUCUUUACAGAAGACUGCUGUCCCGUCUAGAUCCCUUUCUGUGGAUGAGUCCAGACCUGAGCUUCUUUUCAGGCUUGCCGUGGGAGCUUUCUCAGUCUCUGUGCUUCACAUCGAUCCUUUAUCUCCACCUGAAACAUCCUUGAACCUUAAUCCACUGACGCCCAUGGCUGUAGCUUUCUUUACCUGUAUAGAAAAGAUUGACCCCGCAAGAUUUUUGACAGAGGACUUGAAGUCUUUCCGAGCAGUGUUUGCAGAGGCUUGCUCGCAUGAUCACCUCAGAUUUAUAGGUACUGGCAUCAAAGUCUCCUAUGAACAAAGACAAAGGUCAGCCUGCAGACAUUUUGGUACUGAUACGUCCAUCGGGCAAAUGGAACUUCUGGAAUGCCUGUUUCCCAGUGAUUUUCACUCUGUUCCUCCUCACUAUACAGAGCUUUUAAUGUUCCAUCCCAAAGAAGGGACUGAUUCACACCCCUCUGCGUGCCUUCAGCUUCAUUACAAGCAUUCUGAGAACAAAGGACCCCAGGGUAGUCAAGCAAGACUUAGUUCAGUUCCUCAGAAAGCAGAAUUACAGAUUAAAUUAAAUCCUGUCUUCUGUGAACUGGAUAUCAGUAUUGUGGACAGAUUAAAUUCCUUGCUUCAACCACAGAAACUUCCUACAGUAGAGAUGAUGGCAUCUCACAUGUAUACUUCAUGUAAUAAACAUAUUAGUCUGCACAAGGCUUUCACUGAAGUCUUUCUAGAUGAUUCACACAAUCCCGCAAAUUGUCGGAUAUCAGUACAAGUUGGCACAGCAGCAUUAAACCUUUCUGUUCGCUUCCCAAUACCUGAUCUUAGAUCAGAUCAAGAAAGAGGACCGUGGUUUAAGAAGUCACUUCAGAAGGAGAUCCUUCAUUUAGCCUUCAUGGAUCUAGAAUUUAAGACUGAAUUCACAGGAGGAUCAACCCCAGAACAAGCUAAACUGGAACUUACCUUCCGAGAACUAGCCGGGUCGUUCCAGGAGGAUAAAGGAGAGCCAUCUAUUAAGUUUUUCCACGUGUCUGGUGGAGUAGACGGAGAUGUAACAUCGUCGGACGACUUUGACUGGCCGCGAAUUGUACUGAAAAUUAACCCCCCAGCCAUGCAUUCCAUCCUGGAGAGAAUAGCAGCUGAGGAGGAAGAAGAGAAUGAGGGUCCCUAUCAGGAGGAAGAGGAUGGGGGUGCUCACUCCCUGAAAGACGUUUGUGAUCUGAGGAGACCAGCCCCGUCUCCUUUCUCUUCUCGUAGAGUGAUGUUUGAAAACGAGCAGAUGGUGAUGCCGGGAGACCCUGUAGAAAUGACAGAGUUUCAGGAUAAAGCAAUCAGCAAUUCUCAUUACGUGCUGGAACUUACGUUACCAAAUAUCCAUAUAACACUACCUAAUAAAAGCUUUUAUGAGAAGCUUUAUAAUAGGAUCUUCAAUGACUUGCUCCUGUGGGAACCAACAGCACCUUCACCAGUAGAGACAUUUGAAAAUAUCUCAUACGGUGUUGGACUCUCAGUAGCCAGUCAGCUGAUUAAUACCUUCAGUAAAGACAGCUUUAGUCCGUUGAAAUCUACAGUUCACUAUGAUGAGGAAAGUGGGUCUGAGGAGGAGACUUUGCAGUACUUUUCUACCGUUGACCCCAACUAUCGUUCCCGUAGGAAAAAGAAAUCAGACUCUCAGAAUAAGAACUCACAGAGCUUUCUCUCAGUCCUUCUGAAUGUUAAUCAUGGACUAGUGGCCGUGUUCACGGAAAUAAAGCAAGAGAACGGAGAUCUGCUGGAAAACAAGCAUGGGGAAUUCUGGCUGGAGCUCAGUAGUGGCUCGUUGUUUUGCGUGACGAGGUAUGAAGGCUAUGACGACAAGCACUACGUCUGCCUUCAUUCUGGCAGCUUCAGCCUGUACCACAAAGGCAUAGUGGACGGAGUGAUUCCUCCUACAGAAACGAGGCUGCCCAGCUCAACACGCCCACAUUGGUUGGAGCCCACCAUUUAUUCCUCUGAAGAAGACGGCCUCAGGAGAGCUGCUUCAGACGGCGUUGGAGGAGAUAGUUUGAAUAUGCUCUCUGUCGCAGUUAAAAUACUGUCUGAUACAUCAGAAUCCAAUACAAAGGAAUCUCUCAUUGCAGUAGGAUUGAAAGGAGCCACUCUCCAGCACAGGAUGCCUCCUUCUGGGCUUAGCUGGCACGAGCAGAUUUUACACUUCUUGAAUAUUGCCGAUGAACCUGUUUUGGGGUAUAAUCCUCCAACUUCCUUCACAACUUUUCACAUUCAUCUCUGGAGCUGUGCGCUCGACUAUAGGCCCCUCUAUCUGCCGAUCCGGUCUCUCCUCACUGUGGAAACAUUCAGCGUUUCCAGCAGUGUUGCACUGGACAAGUCGUCCUCCACGCUCAGAAUAAUCUUGGACGAAGCUGCUGUAUAUUUGUCUGACAAAUGUAACACCGUGACUAUAAACCUGAAUAGAGAUUAUGUCCGUGUGAUGGAGGUGGGGCUUUUGGAACUGACCAUAACUGCGGUGAAGUCUGAUUCUGAUGGAGAACAAACUGAGCCCUGCUUUGAGUUACACUGUUCCAGCGAUGUGGUCCACAUCAGAACCUGCUCAGACUCUUGUGCUGCCUUGAUGAACCUGGUUCAGUACAUCGCGAGCUACGGGGACUUGUACGGACCUCACAAGGCAGAAGUGAAGCCUGGAGCCCCUCAAAGGAAGACCAAGGGAGAUCCUCGUGGUCGGUCAUCCUCACGAGGUCCGGUGCUUCCUGAAGCAGACCAGCAGAUUUUACGAGAUUUGAUGACUGAUGCUAUGGAGGAGAUUGACGUGCAGCAAGCGGCGGCGUCUGUGAAGCCCCAGGCUAACGGUGAUUUGGAUGAAAAAUCUCAACUUCAGGAGCCGUGUUGUUCGGACCUCUUCCUGUUUCCAGAUGAGAGUGGGAACGUGUCCCAGGAGCCCAGCCCGGCGUCUGCCUCCUUCACUCACCACCUGAUCAGUGAGGCAAUGGCAGCCGUGCCCACUGAGAAUGAUGACUUUUGCAUUCUUUUUGCACCAAAAGCAACCAUUCAGGAGAGGGAAGAAGAGCCAGUUGUAAAGAUAAUGGUCGAUGAUGCCAUUGUGGUCAAAGACGACUAUUUCAGUCUGCCGGUGAAGAAGACAGACACGAGCAAGGCCCCACUUCACUUUCCCACGCCUGUGGUCCGGUAUGUGGUCAAGGAAGUCUCUCUUGUUUGGCAUCUUUAUGGAGGAAAGGAUCUGGGGACAGUCCCUCCCUCAUCUCCAGCUAAAAGUUACAUUAGCCCCCACAGUUCACCCUGUCACACACCCACAAGACGUGGCCAUAGCGCGGUGUGUGCAGGGAAAGGAAGGAACCACGACUUUUUAAUGGAGAUACAGUUAAGCAAGGUGAAGUUUCAGCACGAGGUGUACCCGCCAUGUGAGCCAGCAUGUGGCCCCAGCCUCGCAGAGCGUCCCGUCUCCCGGCAGGUGCUGACCGUCCAGGAUCUAGAGAUCCGAGACCGGCUGGCAACGUCACAGAUGAAUAAGUUUUUGUAUCUGUAUUGCAGUAAAGAGAUGCCUCGGAAAGCUCAUUCCAACAUGUUGACAAUUAAAGCACUACAUGUGCGCCCCGAGUCUGGCAGGUCACCCCAGGAGUGCUGCUUGAGAGUGUCACUGAUGCCGCUUCGCCUCAAUAUCGACCAGGAUGCCUUGUUCUUCCUGAAGGAUUUUUUCACGAGUCUUUCCACAGAGGUAGAGCUUUUAAUGACUCCAGACCCAGAAGUUAGAAAGUCUCCCGGAGCUGACGUCACCUGCAGUUUGCCAAGGCGCUUGAGCCCGUCAAAGGAGCCAGAUCUAGUUCUUUCUCUCCCUGGGCCAAAACCAUCUUCCCAAAAUGAUAGUGCCAACUCAGUGGAGGUGAUUAAUGAGGGGGAAGAGAAGGAUUUCUCGGCUGAAGAGGCAUCAUUUAGCGACCAGCCUGUGUUUUUUAGAGAAUUCAGAUUCACAUCAGAAGUUCCUAUUCGACUUGAUUACCAUGGCAAACACGUUUCGAUGGAUCAGGGUACAUUAGCUGGGAUUUUGAUUGGUCUAGCCCAGUUAAACUGCUCUGAACUAAAGCUGAAGAGGCUUUUCUAUCGGCACGGUUUGCUAGGUGUGGACAAGUUAUUUUCGUACGCAGUCACUGAAUGGCUCAAUGACAUCAAGAAGAACCAGCUACCAGGAAUCCUGGGAGGUGUGGGACCUAUGCAUUCACUAGUACAGCUGGUGCAAGGCCUCAAGGACCUGGUCUGGCUGCCCAUCGAGCAGUACCGGAAGGACGGCCGCAUCGUCAGGGGCUUUCAGAGAGGGGCUGCUUCCUUUGGCACUUCAACAGCAAUGGCUGCCUUAGAACUCACAAACAGAAUGGUCCAAACGAUACAGGCUGCAGCAGAGACUGCUUAUGACAUGGUGUCUCCUGGUACCCUUUCUAUCGAGCCCAAGAAGACCAGAAGGUUUCCUCACCACCGGCUAGCCCAGCAGCCAGUUGACCUGAGGGAGGGCGUGGCCAAGGCCUGCAGUGUUGUGAAAGAGGGGUUCGCAGACACGGCGCACACCAUUUACGAGACUGCAGCCCGAGAGCACGAGAGCCGAGGGGUGACAGGCGCCGUGGGCGAGGUCCUGCGCCAGAUCCCCCCGGCUGUGGUGAGGCCGCUCAUCGUUGCCACGGAAGCCACGUCCAACGUGCUGGGCGGCAUGAGGAACCAGAUCCGACCGGACGUGCGGCAAGACGAGUCCCAGAAGUGGCGCCACGGGGAAGACUGACCACCAGGGCUCUUCAGAUGAGGAGCGAGGGUCCUACGGGCAGCUUGAGGGGGCCACAUGCGCUUUCACCGUGCUCAUCUCAGGAACAAAAGCACUUCUCAGUUACAUAAUUUAUAUCAGAACAACGUGCACCCCAGACUCCCCACAUCCUAGGGCUGGUUUGGUAGUUGCCGUAGACAUUUGCUGGCUGCUGUCAAAGGUCCUCAAGCAUCUGCUGCCAAGUUAGGAAACCUUGCUUUUAUUAAGUGACCAUAUUUCUCCCCAUUACAGACGAGACGUCAGAAACCUCCUCUUACAGCAUUUGAGCACUUUUAAAGCACUGUUUUGGUUGCUUGAGGAGCUGAUUUUUCUCAAGGUUUAAAAAGAAUCACAGCUUCAAAGCUUUCAUUGAGAAUGAAAGACAGAAGCCACGGGGAAAGCAAAGCAGAUAGAUAGGGUUGUUAACAAAUGUUGGUGGGGACAGAGUGACCCCCAUGUUGGACCGAGUGCCCGUGUGCUGGAGAGUAGUGAAUCCCCAUUCACCCGUGAAAUCGGGGGGUCUCUGGAAGACAAGUGUUGCAGACGUGUUCUGUUGUGUUGCACUUUACCCUAUACAUGUGCGUGUUUCUAGGGUCACACACGCCAUGUGUUCCAUGCUUGUGUCAUUUACAAAGUUACACAAAGUGUAUGCAAGAUUUUGGCAAAAGAUGGUAAUCUAAAAUAUAAUAGCUUCCAUUUAUUUUAAGUGUAAAUGAAAAAUGUGCGUUCUCUAACGAACUGGGGCCCAGGUAAUGGUUUAUAUGUUCAAUUUUAAGCCAGUGCAGUGCAA
Molecule: messenger RNA, 8116 nt
Organism: Loxodonta africana (African savanna elephant)
Lineage: Eukaryota; Metazoa; Chordata; Mammalia; Proboscidea; Elephantidae
Gene: ATG2B
Product: autophagy related 2B
Exons: 42
Coding region: 1369-7308 (1979 amino acids)
Biological process (GO): piecemeal microautophagy of the nucleus; reticulophagy; autophagy of mitochondrion
Cellular component (GO): phagophore assembly site
Molecular function (GO): phosphatidylinositol-3-phosphate binding
Source: RefSeq, a predicted model, not a curated record